Hyaloperonospora brassicae is the source of this 834-nucleotide messenger RNA. The record is from the annotation of a GenBank genome assembly. Lineage: Eukaryota; Oomycota; Peronosporomycetes; Peronosporales; Peronosporaceae.
AUGGGCAUGAAUUUCUGGCACUCGACGCACUAUUUGUACUGGAUGAAAGACGUGAGCAAAGCCGAUCUGCGCAAGAGGAAUCCGCUGGACCGCAAGCACUUGACGGACGACGAGAUCGACAGUAUCCAUCUCGCGAACAUUUCUCUGCUGGAAGAGAUCGGACCCCGGCUACGGGUUCGGCAGAUUAUCAUUUACACUGCAAUUGUCUUCUACCGUCGGUUCUAUCUGACACAGAGCUUUGUGAACUUCGACCCCCACCUCGUCGUUGGAACAGUGUUCUUCCUCGCGUCGAAAGUCGAGGAGAGUCAGCUGUCGCUGACCACAGUGACGUCGGUGCUGCACCAUUACACCACAAAUGGCGUGGACGAAGACGAGUCCAUGUACACGUUCCAGGACAAGGACAUCCUCGAGUGCGAGUUUUACGUGAUCGAAGCACUGCAGUUUGACCUCAUCCUGCACCACCCGUUCCCGUCUCUCCUCCAACUACUCGACGAGUUCGACAUUCACGAAGAGUGUCUCCAGCUCGCAUGGCAACUAAUACAGUACUCGUACCGGACGGACAUUAUUAUUCUGUACCCGCCAUUUAUGGUGGCGUACGCAGCCGCUUACAUUGCGUGCCGCGACGCAGGCUACGACGCUGCGCAGGUGUUUGCUACAGUGAACAUCAAGCAGGAAGGGCUGCUGAAGAUUGUCGGCGAGUUCCAAGAGGCUAUCGAGGAAGAGAAGAAGCUGUAUGUGGUGCAAGCCGCAGCUCUCGAGCGCCUGGAGGAGAUCAUUCCGGACGCCGUCGCGGCUGAGUCUGAAGGUGUACUUAGUGUGGUAGCAGAAAAGUGA